GCGGCGUCCCUGUUGUGCGCAGUGAUUGUUGGUAGUGAACACAUCUACAUUUGCCGGCAUGAGCCGGAAGUGCACCGGUGAACUGUCCCCAGAGGAGGGGAUGGAGGUGGACUGUCCUCCAGAGGAUCUGCCCAUGUCCUAUGACGAUAGCAGUGCUGAACAUGGCGUUAAAGACAUGAGGUUGGAGGCUGAAGCUAUCGUCAGUGACGUCCUGUUUGCAGUGAGCAACAUGUUCGUGUCCAAAACUCUCACCAACGGCCUGGAUUUGGCUUUUAUCAACGUGGAGACGAGAGAAGGAAAGCGCUACUGCUUAGAACUCAGUGAAGCUGGGCUCAGGGUGGUAGGACACACCUUCGAUCAGGUGGAUACAGGCCUGAGCACUCAGUAUCAUGAGACUGUUUACUCACUCCUGGACUCUCUGAGCCCAGGUUACAGAGAAGCUUUCGGAAAUGCCCUGCUCCAACGACUCGAGAGGCUCAAAUAAAAACGGUGAAAAGUUCAGCUUGAUGCUUCCAGACAUCUUUUCCAAGCUAGUGGUCCCUCUGCAGUUCUGCGCAACAGCCAGCUUCAAGCAUCAGUGGCACCCUUUCCAAUCCCAAACAUCCUACUGGCUUAUUUUAAUUAUGCUCUUUGAUUUUACAAAGACUUCUUGAUCAGAUUCUAGUUAGUGGUAAUUUUUUUUUUUUUUAAAUAUUGUAUGGCAAAAACAGAGGGUGCUGAAGGAUUGCACAUAGGGUUGACGAACCUUUUGGACAUGACCAACUACAUUCUCAAUGUUAUUGUAUCUUUAGGGGUAUGAUGGCUUGUCAGUGGAGCAGUACCCUUUAUAUACUGAUUGGGAACAUAUGUACACUUUUUUGACCCUAAAAAAAAAAAAAGUUACCUUGAAGUCUACUAAUGAGCCCUAAGGGGUAUAUCAGUGCACGGUAUACCUUUAAAGGAUAGAAAUGGACUCCUACUGUACCCCAUUUGAUAAUCAGUUGGUUAACUGAUACUAUGACCAGAAAAAGCCAGCUCUGUGCUGUUAUACCAUGUAAAGCUUUACUAUUUUGACUAAAUGAACUGAAAAAGCUGCUUGUUUUUUAAAAACUGGUAGGUUUCUAUGAUGCCUUAUUGUGAUUACCUGGAAUGUUCUGUGUAAGGUGGAAUGUCCUGCCCAUGCUACUCCUCUCCUGCAUUCAUUUUCCAGUGCCACAAAUUUGCUUUACUAAAUAACUUUCUAUAGCUUCUGUUGUGCUGGAAAAGGUUGUGCUUUUGUCCAGAUUUGGUGUUAUUUUUACCCACUAUAACAUGGCAUUCAUUUAAAGAAAAUGAAUUUGCCGUUUACUUGAAUGCUAGUAGGAAGCAAAUAAGUGCAAGGUCAAAUAGAGAAGCCUUGUGUUUUCUGUUCAACUUAUGAGAACUUAAAACUUUAAUGAUUAUUUUCCUGGGUUGUAUAAACUCAGAAUGAAACCAUAGCACAAGGAAGCUGUCCCUUAAAUUCCCCCCCCCCCCUUCCUAGCUUGAAGGCACACUGUGUUUGAGUCUAUCAGCUUAAAUGUUUCAUGUUUGAACCUGUUGAAGUUCAACCUCAUUGUUCUAUUGAUUUUCAGCUUGAAGCAGAUUUCUGCUUUGUGUAAAUGGUUAUUCAUCAGGAUUGUACGUGUCAUCAAUACAUGUUUGUGAAACCAAA
Neoarius graeffei (lesser salmon catfish) is the source of this 1672-nucleotide messenger RNA. RefSeq names its product gsk3b interacting protein (gene gskip). The record is from RefSeq and is a predicted model, not a curated record. Lineage: Eukaryota; Metazoa; Chordata; Actinopteri; Siluriformes; Ariidae. Bases 59 to 484 code for a protein of 141 amino acids. Gene Ontology annotation, biological process: regulation of canonical Wnt signaling pathway. Gene Ontology annotation, molecular function: kinase regulator activity; protein kinase A binding. Gene Ontology annotation, cellular component: cytoplasm. The transcript is spliced from 3 exons.